GAAUGAUGAAUAUAAAUGUAUAGAGGAGAGCAAAGAAAAAAACAGCAUCCUCAAUGUAUCUUGUGUGUGUACCUAACUGCUCAUGUGUGCUAUCUCUGGGAUGACCCGCAUGUUUUUCAGAGUUGCACCUGGAGGAUGCGAGGUCCCAGGCAGGGCUGGGCGUGGGCACAGGCAGGGGCUGUGGCAGAGGGAACAGCAGCAAUAACUGGGCUGGCUGCAGUUCAGAUCACUCAAGAAAUUCCUUUUUCAAACAAAUGGCUUGGAAAUCUUGCUGCAUCUCUGCUCUCAGGCUGGUGGCCUAAUCCUCGGAGGUAUGGAGAUGAGCUCAGUUGUCCCCGCAGUGCCAGGAGUUGUCCCCGCAGGUCCCGAGAGGCGAGGCCCCAUGUCCUGCCCUGGCGGGGCUUUGCUGCGGCCGGCGAGCUGAGGUCACUUGUACCCAGCCCAACGCCCUCCGUGGAGCACGGCCCCCACUGCCACGCUCGCGCCACAGGAGCCGAGAGGCAGAAGCGCCGCGUCCCCGGCGGAGAAGGAGCGAGGCCAUUCCUUGGGCAUCCUCACAGCAUCAUGACUCUCCAGGAUGACUUUGAUGGUGCUGCAGAAGAUGUAAAAAAACUGAAAACAAGACCAACUGAUGAUGAACUGAAGGAACUGUAUGGAUUCUACAAACAGGCUACUGUUGGAGAUAUUAAUAUUGAAUGUCCAGGAAUGCUAGAUUUGAAAGGCAAAGCCAAAUGGGAGGCAUGGAACCUGAAAAAAGGUCUAUCAAAGGAGGAUGCCAUGAAUGCCUAUAUCUCUAAAGCAAAAGCAAUGGUAGAAAAAUACGGGAUCUAGAAUACUCAAAAUAAUUCCCACUAAUAACUAACUCUUCAGUAGCUAAUGAACUAACUCUGUUGAGAAAAAUGCAAUACUAACUCCUUAUUGUAUAGUCUGACAGUGAAAUCUUUUAAACAUAAGCUGACUGUAAAGGGUAUUUACAUACAAAUCUAUUUUUAGAUUGUAUCUUAUUCUAAAUAAAUUUGAACCUAAUAAAUUA
Molecule: messenger RNA, 1033 nt
Organism: Aquila chrysaetos chrysaetos
Lineage: Eukaryota; Metazoa; Chordata; Aves; Accipitriformes; Accipitridae
Gene: ACBD7
Product: acyl-CoA binding domain containing 7
Exons: 5
Coding region: 16-831 (271 amino acids)
Biological process (GO): fatty acid metabolic process
Molecular function (GO): fatty-acyl-CoA binding
Source: RefSeq, a predicted model, not a curated record